GCACACACCGCACCCGCGCUGCCAACUGCUCUUGGUCCGACGACGCUAUAUCGGCAUCCUCCCGUCACCGACUCGCUGAUCCACAUCGCCGAUCGCGAGACGUCUCGGAACGGUCAAGUCGAGCUCCACAGCUGCACCUGUCCACCACAACACACCGCCAGCACAUUUCUGCCCGUUUGUCGCUUAGUUCUUUGUCGCGUAGCACGCUUCUAUCACCGUCUUAAAUUUCAAGGCCCAAAUUCGCCCUGCAGCUUCAACUUCUCGCCGCAACUCCAGGGACCCUAUCCCAAAGACCCUUAGUCUAACAGUCUUGUCCGUCCCGCCCGACUGCCCAGCCAACUCGCGCUCUGACUCCGCCAAACCCCCCCUGCCUCGCAGCUGCAACAUGGCCACCAUCACUCCCAAGCCCAUGUCCAACAUUGCCAUGGCAUUUGGGCGUCAGGACGGUGGACAUGCUACCUCUACGGGCACCCUUCCCACGCCCCCGAGCUCCAUCUCGCCCACGCUCCCGGCACACAAGCGACGCCCCAUGCCCGUGGCUGGCCGCGUGCAGACGCCAGAGGACGAGUCUCUGGAUAUAGACCUCCAGGAUGCGGUGGAGCAUGCAGCGGCGCAGGAUCAGCCCUCGGCUCUCUCCAAGGAGGCGUUGGCGGGCCUGGAUGCGACGCGUCAAAUCACGGCCUUGAUGCUGGCCAAGCACCACCUGCCCGACAUUCUCGUCGGCCACGGUGCCAUGCCCAUUCGUGAGAUGAUGGCACACCUGACCCAGGCGGUCCCGGGCUUCUCGGGCUUGCCUCCCGCCAAGGCACGCAGGCUGGUCGUUGCUGCGCUGGAACACCGGGCGGGAGGCGGCCUCCACGGGCAGGUCAAGUUUGAAAAGGUCGGCUGGGGGCGCUGGAGCGUAGCAGGCUCAGGCGCGCAGGCUCAGGGAAUGCCGAUUGGCGGCAAGCGCUCUGGAAACGGGCAGACGCCGCCGGACAGCAUCGACAGCACAGGAGGCAGCCUGCAAAUACCCAAGCUGCGACAGGACCGUGACGUGUACGCCGGCAGCUGGAAUGCCGGCUCAUGGUCGCCCCACCGCCAGGACGACGACGAGGACAUGGCCGACCAGAUGUCGCUGGACGACUCAGACGGCAGUUCCGACUCGGAUUCGGCCUCGGACAUGGAGCUGGAGGAAGAGCUCAAUGACGAUACGGAUCAAGAAGACUGGGCGACCAUGGGCCCUGAAGCUCUUCGCGAGACCCGCUGCGGUCCGCGCCGAGAACACCGUGACUACAACUAUCUAAGCCGAACUCAGACGAGCAACCCGCGCUACCGGAAUAUAUCCGCCCAGGCCCACUCGCUGCCUCAGCAUCAUCAUGCCCAUCAUGUUCAUCAUCCCCACGCGCGCACUGCCACGUCCUCGUUUCAACAUUUCCUUGCUGUUCCCCAUGCAUCCCGCGGUAAUCACGUCGUGAACGCGGGCACUUCUCCCACCACCACUGUUUUCCAUGCCUCCACGACGCCUGUUGCCGGCUCCGGCGCUGAGCGCGACGCCAUCGAAGCCCUCAUUGCAAUGGGCUCCAUGUAGUAGUGGGCCCGUUUAUAUAUAUAUUCUUGCACCACGCCAUGCACUACUAUUUACC
Molecule: messenger RNA, 1625 nt
Organism: Exserohilum turcica Et28A
Lineage: Eukaryota; Fungi; Ascomycota; Dothideomycetes; Pleosporales; Pleosporaceae
Exons: 2
Coding region: 386-1570 (394 amino acids)
Biological process (GO): positive regulation of transcription from RNA polymerase II promoter by glucose
Cellular component (GO): nucleus
Molecular function (GO): sequence-specific DNA binding
Source: RefSeq, a predicted model, not a curated record